Molecule: messenger RNA, 663 nt
Organism: Bubalus bubalis (water buffalo)
Lineage: Eukaryota; Metazoa; Chordata; Mammalia; Artiodactyla; Bovidae
Product: stromelysin-1-like
Exons: 3
Coding region: 31-363 (110 amino acids)
Source: RefSeq, a predicted model, not a curated record
AAUCAGUUCUGGGCCAUCAGAGGAAAUGAGAUGCAAGCAGGUUACCCAAGAGGCAUCCAUACCCUGGGCCUCCCUUCAACAGUAAGGAAAAUAGACGCAGCCUUUUCUGACAAGGAAAAGAAGAAAACGUACCUCUUUGCAGAGGACAAAUACUGGAGAUUUGAUGAGAAGAGACAAUUCAUGGAGCCAGGUUUUCCAAAGCAAAUAGUGGAAGAUUUUCCAGGGGUUGAACCAGAGGUGGAUGCUGUUUUUGAAGUAUCUGGGUUUUACUAUUUCUUCAAUGGAUCUUUGCAGUUUGAAUUUGACCCAAAUGCAAAGAAAGUGACACAUGUGUUGAAGAGUAACAGCUGGUUGAAUUGUUAGGAGAGAUGUUUAGAAGGCAUAACUGGGCAUUUUAAAUUAAGCCGAUAACUCUUCACCUAAGUCUCUGUGAACUGAAAUGGUUCGUGUUCUCCUGUGUGUGCAGUGAUGGAGACCAAGCGUGUGAGCUGUGUGUCUUACCCACUAGCCUCACAUAUCACAGGGCAUUCAAAUGGGCUGUGCAUUUGUACUCUGGUCACAUGCAUCAGCCUCCCACGGGAACAGGGUUAGCACUCUGCAACAGGCAAGAGACUGUAUAUAGACUAUUUGCUUAUUAUUUAAUAAAAAGAAUCUGUCAGUUAA